Molecule: messenger RNA, 948 nt
Organism: Drosophila virilis
Lineage: Eukaryota; Metazoa; Arthropoda; Insecta; Diptera; Drosophilidae
Gene: TwdlQ
Product: TweedleQ
Source: RefSeq, a predicted model, not a curated record
ACGUUUAGUGGCACACAACAGAUCCGCAACAACGGCCAUACUUAAGCUCAUGAUGCGUGGAUUUUUGCUACUCUGCCUCGUUGCUGUGGCAGGCGCCUCGAAAUUGGGCUACAAUUAUCGGGCAGCUGUCGAUGACAGGCGCUUUGCCGGACUUAUCGAUACGGAGGCCACGGGAUUUAGUGCAACGGAUGCGCAACAGCAAAAGCAACAGCAACAGGAGCAGCAGCAGGAGCAAUUGCAGCCCGUUGCCGAUGAAUUUAACAAGGAAUUUUUUACAUAUUCGGCGCCCGAGGAGGACUUUGCUGAUCGCGAGGCCACCGAACAGAUAGCCAACAUGCUGAAGCGCAAUCUGCGCGUCCUGUUCAUCAAGUCGCCGGAGCAUCAGGGCCUCACCAAUGCUGCACUGCAGCUGGCCAAACAGUCCAGCGAGCAGCGCACGGCCAUCUAUGUGCUGACUAAGCAGGCGGAUCUUUCGGAUCUGGCGCAGCGUCUGCAAACCGAACAGCAGAGCCAUGCCCACAAGCCAGAGGUGCACUUUGUAAAGUAUCGCACGCCCGAAGAGGCGGUGCGCGCCCAGCAGCUCAUCCAGCAGCAGUUCAAUGCGCUCGGCGGCAGCUCGCACAGUUCCGAUGAGGGCGUGGCACCUGUACUGGACUUUAGCUCGGCGCCAGACGCGGAGGAGCGCGCCACGGCCCAAGCUGGUUCCGGAGCUAAGUAUUUGCCUGCCGCGUAGCAGCUUUGGCCUUUGUAAAUAUUAGUUGCUCUUAUUCAGUUUACAUAGUAUUAGUUGUUUCCGUUGCUCUAUUCUAUUAAAAUUUAUUAUUAAGAUUUAAACACACAAACCGUUCAAGCAUUGAAAUGUUGCAGCUUUCAGAAUUGAUCUAUCUAUUUAGGUAGGACUCAGUCUUGACUGACUAACUGACUAACUCACUGAAUGACGGACUAACU